Gryllus bimaculatus (two-spotted cricket) is the source of this 843-nucleotide messenger RNA. NCBI's taxonomy places the organism in Eukaryota, Metazoa, Arthropoda, Insecta, Orthoptera, Gryllidae. The record is from the annotation of a GenBank genome assembly.
AUGGACUCGGCCGGCGGCAGCGCGAGCGCGAGCGCCAGCGCCAGGCGGCGGCGGCGGCGGGGCGAGCACGGCGGCGCGCGCGCGCCGCCAAAGGCCAAGGCCGCCGCCGCGGCGCCCCCGCCCCGGCUGCAGCGCGGGCCCGCGUCGGCGCGGCGCCGCCGCCGCCGCCCGCGGGCGCGGGCCGGCGGUGCCGCCUCGGGCUCGGUGUGCGCGCGCCCCACGCCGCCGCCCGGAGGCGCGCAGCCCGCCGCCAACGCCGCGCCGCCCGAGCCCGGCCGUUGGCUGUGCUGCCUGCCCUGCUACUGGCUGCGCAGCAACCACAGCGUGCACCAGGCCUCGCUCACCGUCGCCAUGCUGCUCGUCACGUCCCUGCUGGUGGCCAGCCCCGUGCUCUUCCUCAUCUCCAGCGCGCCUGCCGGCGACCGCUCCAGGGAGUGCCACCACCAGUACUCUGCACUCAUCCCGCAUCUCGAAGAGAGAGAAGAAAAUAACUUGAUCGACGAUUAUAAGGAGAAUCUAAAAAACAUUAACUUGGUCCGAGAAACAAUAAAAGAUUUUCGAGCCGUUAGUCGAGCCAAAUCAGAGACUCACCAUAGUCAGCGGUGCAGAGUGAAGAAUAUUAUAGAGAAGAUUGAUAUGUUUGAUCAAAGGCAUGAAAAGGACAAAGAAGAUGUGGAAUUAAUUUCAGAAGGAUUGAAAUUGGAAAUAAAAUCUACGGAGUAUUUGAAAGAUUAUGCCCAGCACGCUUAUCAGGAUGCCUUGAAACCAAAUGGUUGCGCAGGUCUUAUCUACAAAGACCCAUCAAGAUCAGUAGAAGAUAUCGGACAUUGUUGUUGUUGUUGA